GGUGUUUGACAUCCUAUGACGAUGGUCACGCCAAAACCUCAUAGUGUACCUAGCCCUCACUUUAAGGCUGAGCUGGAAGCACUCUCUCUAUACAUUGAACGAGCCGUUUGUGCGCAUAAGUUUUGGGAGAGUCUGAGAGCACAGGGUCGUCCACCAACACACGAUCGAUGACAGACGGUGAACUCAGUGAGGGCACUGUGCUUAACUCAGCCUUUUUGCAUUCAGCCUUUGUUCUCGUACUGUGUCCAUGGUACUCUGCUUCAGUCGGUCUUUCUAUCAUGCCUCUUCAACAAGGGUAGAGCGGUCAUCCCCCCUCCAAGCCUGGUUUAUUUGCAUUCAUGAUCCAUCAUAUCAUCCCUCGAGGUCAUCGCCCGCACAAAUUCUGUUAGACGAAGGGGACCACAAGGAGGAAGACACCCGCACGUGGUUUUUGUAGCUGCAUACGAGGAGGAAACUCUGCUAUGACAUGUGUGGGGAGCAUGGUGGCAGGUACGACAUCACAAAAGCGCGGUUGGCUAUUCCAUUUUUGCAUGUAACAUAUUAUUCCCCCUACACACCUGCAGCUCGAGGGGGAAAGAGCAAGGCAUGCCCAGCCAAGGAGUGCAUACGACGGCAUGAGGUAGGCUAUUAGGGUAGAUCAACAUUUUCCUCUGGACGUGGGAAAACGCGUGGGGUGCUGGAGUGCAUGAGGGGGUGGGGUGGGCGGUCGAGAGCUUCUUCAGAACAUUGAAAGACGUGCACAUUUUUUGGGACAUAGGCUUGAGAGUAGAAUCAACCUUGGUUCAGUGGGCCUGAUAUCGAUUAUGCUGGGCGGGCAACGGAGAGGAGGGGUGGUUGGUCCUUCGCCUCCCUGCAGGACAUCAUUUCAGUAGACUGAGGUGGUUGGCGAGGAGUAAGGAGGUUCCUUGUAUGCGCAGCGGAGAGGUGGGUAGCUGGCUUCUCGGUGUUUUGGGUAUGGUGCAAACAAUUCUUGCCUUCGCGGCAGCGCUGGUUGAUAGCUAUUUAGGUUGAUGCAAGUGAGAAUGAACUUUGAGAGGACAGCGGUCGAGAAGGGAGUCGAACGCAGAGAGUGGUGAGUUGUCGGCACGGGCGGAUGAACGUGUCGGAGAAAUGGGUGAGAAAUCUGCGGCGGGCCGCAAUCAGGGCUAAGGGAAGGGAGACGGCAGCAAUCUUAUUGAGGGCAAGACAAAGUACAGGCGAUCUUUCGAGACUGGUGAUGAGAAAACUUUGCCUCUGUCAGUGAGUACGGACGGACCUGGCAAGACGUCACAUUCGAGCAGGCAGGGCGUGCAGGUUACGUUGGCCAGAGAGGAGGACCUGGAGCAAGAAGCAGGCAGUGUUCGGGAGUGCAGGUUCGCAGUAUUUGGGUGGGUGGGAUAUGGCAGAAGUGCAUUUGCACAUUUAUAGUCUUUGAAGACGGGUGCUGGUGAUGAUAGCAACAAGUGCUGUGGGUAUAUUUCCCAGAGCGAUUGGUAGGAGAGAAUAUUUCUUGACUCGACACACAUAAAGGAGGUGGUUCAUACAGCAGAAAAAUUGUGAACGUACUGGGCACAAGGACGGUGCUGCAUGUGGGAGAAGUUUUUCCGGACGUUGCUCUCAAGGGGGGAGCUUCACACAGUGGAGGAAAUUUUCUGAGAUUCACAAGCAAAGGUUCGUGGUGGAAAGAUGGUAAAAGACCCAUAAUUUCUGGAUUUCACAUACAGGAGCUGUUGUUAUGCAACGUUAAGAGACCAAGGAAGCUGCACUCGCAUACAUAAGAACGCUUGUGGAACAGGCAGCUAGCAGACUGACAGGCUUAAGGUGUGUGCAGGUAGAAAGGGGGAGGAAGAGGUGUACGCUGCGAGUACUUGAGCAGAACACGACCGUUCUAUCGGACAGACCUGUGAUACUUGGAGCUCGAAAAAAAAAGUGUUUGUGAGAGUUAUGGACGGGAGAGUUGUGACAAGAACUUUGGCUGUUGCUAAUCGGGCGAAUCCAUCUGCAGGACAGGUGUUCGAGGGAGCUAACCAUGUUUUUUCAGGAGAAGGCAAGAAGAGCUUCGAACCAUGCAAUUGGCCAACACAGCCUCAUUUAACAGGAGCGGUCGAGAGUGCGCUCGCAGCAGCGGCAAAGCAAUGUUUUCCGUCAAUGUCAACAGUUGACCUGGGUGUUGGAGAACUCGGCAGUCUUCCAACGACGCACAAAAAUCCUGCAAGCAUCCAUGUUUCCACAAAUGCACCCGGAUGUCAGUCAGAAGAUGUUGCUGGAAUGGAUGUGGAAGAGGGGAGCGAUCAUGCCAUUGAAAGAAAUGGGGAGGGCAAGGGAGAAAAGACCAGCUUGCAGUCUUCGUCAAUCGCGACUUCAGGUCUCCUGGGGGUAACUGCAUGUAGGAGUGAAGCGGGUCUUUCUGCCAGUGCAAUGCAAGCGGCUGUGAACGAGGUGGCUGGUGAUGUUGUUAAGGGCGGCGAAGGUGCUUCUUGUGGCGCAAAUGGGUGUACGGGGCCAGCGUCCUGCUUCCACAAGGAGGAUACUUGUAGUAGUCUCAUGAUCUGCAGCCAUGCUCAACCUGGGAGUGCUUCCAGCACUAUAUGCACCCUGAGCUCAUGCCCUCCUCCAAUGUGCAUGUACUGUUGCAAGAUGCUUAAAGGCGGAGCUGAUCGCACUCGGCAGAAUGUCACAGCCGUUGUACAGAACCUUGAUAGGUGUCCCCAGUGGCCAAAUGCCCAGAAAGGUGUUGGGCACCAGCAGAGGUGGGUGCCAUCUGGGCUUGCAUCAAGCACAAGCAGCUGUGGGCAGCAGGGGAGCAGCCAGGUAUCCGAGGUCCACGAGCCGUUGGGCGACUUGCUGCAUGGUUGUGUGGAAAACGAGUACCUGUCUUCAAAUGCAUCAGAUGAUGAUGGCUUUUCGGACGACUUUUUCAACAAUAGCAACAUGAUGGGACCGGACGCUAAUGUUAAUGUUACGUCGGAUUGCAGCGAUGACGAUCAAUGUGGCAUGCUUAGAGUUCCAUCUAGUCAAUCGGGAUUGACUCUGAGCAAUGUGUCUGAAAUGGAGACGAUGUCAAUGAUGAAGGGGAGCAAGAGUUGCAUUCUGCCGAUGACGAAUAACAAUACCAUCGAAGGUGAACUGGGUGAGAGCAUGGACUUCCCGAGCGAUGAUGGUUUUCAAGUUGGCAGCACCGACCAUUGGCUGAGUGAGCACGGUGAUAGAGAUUAUGGCAGCAGAGGAAAUGUGUACGACGAUUCUCAGAAGAGAAGUAGAGACGAUUCGGUCGUUAUUACCAAGCUCAAAGGGAUUGGGGAUCCUCCGUCUUCCUCUCCGCUGCCAAAGCUGAAGAGGCAAUGCGUAGAGGGACGUGUCCAUCCUGAUUCGAGGGGUGGAAAUGCGUCAAGCAAUGGUGUUCCCGGAGUCAGUGGGGGGGGGAUCAAAUCUACGUGCACAUGGAAGGUUAGCGCGAAUUCCGCUCGUGCAACACAGCCAUCAGAUGACAACGCGCGUAGCUGUCAGCAAGGCGACAUGGAAAGUGGGAGCCCCUUGGGAGGUGAUUGCAUUCAAGCACCGUGUCCUCGCAUGGGUUUUGAGAAGCAAAAUGUGUGUUCGCGUGCGGAGAGCAGCAUCCAGGUCUGUCUGCAACAUCAGCAGGAUUGCGAGAUGGUGCCCCUUUGUGGGACGCCAUUAGAUCAGUACGGCUUGCACGCUGGGGGUCAGCAGCCAGUUGGUUGCACAUUGCCAUUGCCAGGAGAACACGGGAAUCGUCUGCCGUAUACUGUGGAAGAGCUGGCAAGUACCCUUGCCCCUGCCGGCACAUCGGCAGAUGUAGCACCAGGGAUUGCAGACGUGAAGGGCGUUGCGAUUUCAACCAAUAGCACUAUAUCUUCGACGAUUCCAGGUGACAAAAGCUGUGACGACUUCACCAAGAGCAAGGUAGAUAGCUCAUGGAGACGGACAGGCUCUGUGGCAUGCUCUAGCAGUACGCAUAACAUGUUUGGCGGCUCCAUAUGCGAGGGAGCUGCUCCAGCAGUCACAGUUUCAACGUCAAUGCCGAUGCUCACUGCAACAAUGAGUUUGCCUGCUGCGACCAAGGGUGUUUCGACAUCCAUGCCGAUGCUUACUGCAAAGUUGAUGCCGGCGAUUUCUGCGACCGUAACUUCCUCUUCUGUAGGUGCGAGUGCAACAAGCCUGGGUAUUCCUGGCACAGGUAUUGCAGUUAACGGUUUGACUUUCGAUACAAAUCCCCAACCCGCUGUUUCCCCGUUGAUGACAAUGGACCUGCCGCAGUGCUUGAAAGAUGAAUGCAACGCAGCUGAGAGAUGCUGUGCGACAACUUUGCCAGUAGGCAGCAGUCCAAAGAGUCUGUUCGCUGAGGGAGGAAUUGUGUGUGCAGAAUUGGAAUUGUCCCAACAGACGCCAGGUGAGCUUGGCAGACGACCGUCUAGGAUGUCCGAGAAGGGUGGCAAAGUUUGCAGGGUGGAGGGUUGCGGUAAAGGUGCCAGAGGAAGCUCGGGUCUGUGCAUUGCGCACGGCGGUGGAAGACGGUGUGAAUAUCCAGGUUGUAACAAGGGAGCCGAGGGUCGUACGUCCUUUUGCAAGGCCCACGGCGGAGGCCGCAGGUGUCAGAAAGAGGGCUGCAAGAAGAGUGCCGAAGGUAAGACCCCCUUCUGCAUUGCCCAUGGUGGCGGUAGGCGCUGUGGGUACGAGGGUUGUGAGCGCAGCGCUCGAGGGAGCUCUGGCUUCUGCAUCCGACACGGCGGUGGGAAGCGCUGUUCGAUGGAGGGUUGCAAUCGCAGUGCCGAAGGCCACUCAGGACUCUGCAUCUCUCAUGGUGGCGGCCGUCGCUGCCAAUUUCCCAACUGCACCAAAGGCGCUCAGGGAAGCACUAAAUAUUGUAAGGCUCACGGAGGUGGCAAACGUUGUACUGCUCCUGGGUGUAACAAAGGAGCGGAGGGGAAAACUCCAUUCUGCAAGGCGCACGGCGGCGGUAAGCGGUGCCAAUACGGUGGCAAGGGCGAAUGCAAAAGAAGCGUACACGGUGGUACAGACUUCUGCGUUGCACACGGUGGAGGAAAGCGAUGUGCCUUCGCAGGGUGUACAAAGAGUGCGCGUGGGAAGACCGCUUACUGUGUCCGGCAUGGCGGUGGAAAACGGUGCCAGUUCCCGGGCUGCGGAAAGAGUGCUCAAGGCAGCACAGACUUCUGCAAGGCUCAUGGCGGUGGAAAGCGUUGCAUAUGGGGAAGCAUUACAGGCGGUGAAAAAUGUGACCGAUUCGCAAGAGGAAGGACAGGACUUUGCAGUGCCCAUGCCGCCAUGCAGAGAGAGGACCACCUACCGUUACCCCAAACGGCUUUGAACUGUAUGGGCGUGGUCAUGCCCGGUGGUGCUGUGCCGCCGCCUGUUGGCGUAAGCGGAGGUGGUGUAGGUCCCGGCCCUUUCCCAAAUGUGCUUCCUUCUAAUACCUCGCAACUGAAUGCGGCGGGUGAAAAUCAGUCUCAUGCGGGGUUGUCGUCCUCUGAUCAGAUAUCAAAUGCAGCAUCUACGUAUGGGAUGGCUCCUCUGACGUCAUGUAAUGGAAUUGUCAAGUCUGCACAGCCGGCAAGCAUGGUUGAGACUGAUAUCCCUGCCAUAGGAUCUGCCCGAUUAAGGGUCAAUCCGGGGCAUGUAGAUAAUGGGCUUGGGAGAGGUGGCAUUGUGGAGCGCGUGGGUACCAUCAACGGGAUCACGGCAGGUCCACGACUGUCGUUGUGUAUGCCUCUCAGUGGUAUCAGACCGAGCAACAUGAUGGUUGAUGUGGCUGCCUCAACUGCCAUCACCGUUGAUGCGAAUGCUUCAGCAGUUGGGAUAAACUCCAAUCCCUCGUCGCUGAAAUUGCCUGACAAUGCUAUUGGUGGUAAUCUUCCGUCCGGCACACCCAAUGCAGUUAGCAGUUGCUUUUCGCCACCACUGGUUUGCGUCUCUGAGGGCUUUGGGUUGCAAGGGGUGCAACGGCUUCCCGUUCAGAAGGUAGGGGGCUCUGGAUGCGAGUUUGCUCCCACUCUCUCCGCGACUGGAUUGACUACUGUCGACAUCUCCUCCAACGUACCUGUGUUGGCUCAGGGUGCAUCUAGAAGGAUGAACCCUGUUGAUGUGGGCGAUUCACCGGCAAACAUGAGCAUGAGGAGCCUAAGCUCUGCAAACAACAGACGGUCUUGUCAGUUGGACAGGCAACUGCAGUUUACAGGCUCUGACAAGUUCCCAGAUGAUAUGGAUGUCUCUCAAGCUUCGGAUAGAAUGACAUACAUGCCAGCAACUAGAGCGAAGAAUGCGAUGCCUCAGGCUCUGAUGAUUGAUUCGGGGUCGGCGGGAGGAAGCUGCGCUCGACCGUUAACGAAGUCAAGCAGCACACUGGAGUCUCUUCAGCAGGGAGCAGCUGGGAAUGGGUCAUUAAUGAGAAUGCUCAAUGGAGAAGGAGGGACAGUGCAAGGAAACCAUCUUCGGGGCAUUUCGGCUGUGAACGUUGACAUGGAAGCUGGCGUGGGCAUCAGCAGCAGCAUGCCCAUGCCAGCUUCAAUGUCAUCGGGACGGACCAUACAUGAAACCAACAUGCUCGUACCAAAGGCUGCGCAGGCACCGCUUGGUAUGGCAGGUGUGACUUCCUCGAUGAUGAUGGGCAUGACUGGGCUCGAUGCAGUGGCCAUGACAGUUUGUGCAACAUCUUUCGGGCUGGAAGCUCAAACCUCCUUUGCGGCAAAUGGGACCUGUGCAAAGGUAGGGGAUAUGGGGAUGAGGCAAUUGAUCACUCCCCUUGGAAUUGGAACAAGCCUGAGCAUGCAGCAGGCGCGCCCCCAUGUGACGAGCGUUGGGGGAAGUGCGCCGUCUGCAAGCUAUUGUUUAUAAGAACCGUAUUUUUGACCUAGACAUGUGAAUUUUGAGGCAACAGCAGGUGUAACGAUCUGGAGGGGGUAGUAGGGUUCAUGGGGGGGAUUGGAUGCGUGAUUGGUUGCUGGGGGUUCUUGGCGGGGUUGUCAUGUAUGUGUAUGCUUCUGCACAUUCAUCAGGGGACGGGGUGCUUUGGGGCAGUGAAGGGUCUGUGUUAUUGUGUCCUGAGCUAGGGGUUGAAGAGGGAAGUGCAGGGAGCCGGCAGAGAGGAGGGCGGGGGGGGGGGGGGGGGGRGGGUUCGUAGGUGCUUUUGACCGGGGUGGUGGGGAAGGGAGUUAAGGGGAUUGGAAAGAACUGGGAAACAGCGGGGGGUGGGGUAUUUCAAGAGAAUGUGGGGCCUUUGUGGGGGGGGGGGGGGAGGGGGGGGGUAAGACAGGAGGGUGAUGCGUUGAAGAGCAGUUGGUACCACAGCUGAAGACAGGUGUUGUCCACAUGCAUGCAGUGCCCCUGGACAGGAGGAGAGGCCAGGAACAGUGAUGAUCUUGUACAGCAUGCGAGCGUCUAGACAUGUGGUGAUCAACGGAUACAGAGGUUUUCCAGAUUGAGUCGUUUUGAUUGACAAUUUGAUGCAGUGUACACAGGAAGCAGUCGCAGUGAGGAGGAGGCCUUUCGAGGGAGUUGGCGACAGGUAGCAGUUAGAGCGGUGGAUGUGUGUACGUUUCAGAACGACAUGGGAGAAAGAGGGGGAGAGCCUUGAGAAUUGUUCGGUUAAGAACAUCCACACUGGUCAGGCUGUCGUUGCGAGGUGUACGAGGAAGAGAUGGAAGUGAAAUGUUGUCCUGAAUAUAUGUUGGAUAUUCCCCUGCUCAAGGAGGCAAAUGUCAGAGAUGGUACCGUCGACUUCAUCUAGUUGUGGCGCGAGUUUGACAACUCCUUAGUUCAUCAGAAAGCUAGUUAGUAGGUAACUCAACACCCUGAUAUUCUUCUCUUGCACUUUCAGCACUCGGGUGACUCGUCAGAAGGAUUUAACUGACUUGAAUUCUAAUGCACACACACAGACACACACAUACACACGCAUACACACACAUACACACACAUACACACACAUACACACACAUACACACACAUACACACACAUACACAGAGCAACAAGCAACACGACACGAACACAUGCACACAUACACACAUACACACACGUACACACACAUACACAGAGCAACAAGCAACACAACACGAACACAUGCACACACGCAAACACACUUAAUGCACACAAGAAGAUAGAUAACUGCAGGUGACUCAUUCACAAUGCCGGAAACUCUUUUCUUUCCCUCCCCCCCGCCCUGCCCACCCCCUCUCACAAGUUGUAGGUGUCUCCCUAGGGUGCAUCUGGAGGAAUAAAUCAAGCUUCUAGAGAUUGGAAUGCUGGGCCAGUUAAAGCUGGCUAACAGGCAUGUGCGAGCUUUAUUAACUACUAUGUGCUAGGGGUUUCGAUUCCAUCACAUUUGUGAAUGUAGUUUGGCGUUUUGACUGGCUCAUUUGAACUUCAGUUGCCAAGCCAGGUUGGUUUUGCUGGAGCUUCACUGUUGUAGAGAUUAUCACUGUUGUAGAGAUUAUCACACCUCUGAUAUGCUCCAUCAUUCUCGUAGAGAUAGAUUGGGUUGGUUUGGACUUCGAACAUACUUUUCUAGACGGAUCUGUUAGCAUCUUGCCACGUCUUCACUAACAUUACUUCGAUGGAUGACCUUUCGCAGGUGUCAUGUCAGGCUGCCAGCUGGUGCCCCUUGACGUACGGGUGGCAGGCACGACUGUUUCUAUGCUCACAUCACUUCAGAAGCGAAGGAAAGGAAGGUCUCAGUACACGACGAAUACACCAUGCCGUUGGGGCUGACGCAUUUGAUCGAUCCGUCUUAUUCUUGUCUACCUCUUCAAUCUUUUUGCGGGAUGGUGAUCUUCGAUGCCACGUGGCAAAGACCGUGUGCUGGUGUACCGACUGCUUUUUCCUUCAUCUGCUGCGUGAGCAUUUCAAGAGUGCACUGCUGGUCCGUUGAUCGUGCCAGAAUACUGGAGAGCAGAGAGUAUGUAGUGUGUGAUAUUCUCAUAGCUGGGCACAAUCUGUUUCUUCUUAAUGGAGUCGGUAGCGACUUCUCCCCGCGGAGUGGUUUGUUGUCGUUGGAGGAGAAGGGUCGUCGUUCUUUGGAAUGGACCUUGGACCUUGUGGGGGGGGGACUGGCAAAUGAGCCUUAGUGUUAGGUUGGUGUCGAUAGCAUUACGUCCAUGCGUAUGUUGUUUGUUGAUUGGACACGAUGUGCGGAAGUGGAGGGCUGCGAGGAUACGCCUGCAUGAAAGUGCAUCUAUAGGGGUAGCAGUCUUCCAGUUUGUGUCCCUGAUCAGGCAGGCACCUGUAUAUCUCAUUGGUGUCUAGCGUUUUACGCCUACUCUUGACUCGUAUAUCGAUCUAUUGUCACAGAGAGCUGCCUGGCGAUCUGCAGGUGGAAAAGGGAGAAAAGGAGAAAAAACAGCGGGGGGCUGUGACUGACUGUUCAUUGGAUGAUUUCCUCAUGAGGACGGUGAACCCCGAAUGAGCAGUCUGCAGAGUUCCCGAAGUAAUGUUACGCGUUAAGUGAUGACCCACCUUAACCACAGUUGAAGGUAGGUACCAACCAACCACUGCCCUUCACGCUACGCUACGCUACCUAUCAGAAAAUCAAGGCCGACCGUAUCAUACAGUAUUAAAGACAUUCCCCAUUCUUUGCAUACCACAGA
This is a messenger RNA of Chara braunii, 9594 nucleotides long. NCBI's taxonomy places the organism in Eukaryota, Viridiplantae, Streptophyta, Charophyceae, Charales, Characeae. The record is from the annotation of a GenBank genome assembly.